AUGGUGCCGCGUUGCGCAUUUCCCAAGACAAGCUGUGGGUUUCAACCGCACAACGUCAACCAGCUUAAUAAGUCCGUCGUCGCAGGACGCGUUUCCAUCUACUCAAGUCGAAACGGCCUCAACCAUUCAAUCGGCAAGCGGGAGUCUUCUGUCUGCAACAAAUGGACAGCCGUCAGCAUCUCGGUUUCCAGGAGGAACCCUCUCGGUGACAGGAGAGCCAGGAACAGGCCGCACACCGCCCCCAACAUCAGACGAAAGCAGUUCGCCGAUCUCGAGGAGUUCGAUCUCAUCGAACGUGGCCAAUGGGACGUCCCAGGCCCCAGGCGUCGUCAGCACGUCAGAGGUGUCAAACUCGACGUUUACCAGAAACCCUUCAAGUACAGGGUCAUCCGCUCUUUCAGACGCCUCCUCCCGCAGCCUGAGUACUUUACCCAUAGCGAACACAUCAACGACAAGUCCAAGUAG
This is a messenger RNA of Colletotrichum siamense, 465 nucleotides long. RefSeq lists its product as uncharacterized. The transcript has 2 exons. Bases 1 to 465 code for a protein of 154 amino acids. The record is from RefSeq and is a predicted model, not a curated record. NCBI's taxonomy places the organism in Eukaryota, Fungi, Ascomycota, Sordariomycetes, Glomerellales, Glomerellaceae.